Amblyraja radiata (thorny skate) is the source of this 3801-nucleotide messenger RNA. It is a transcript of the gene kif11, whose product is annotated as kinesin family member 11. Bases 175 to 3348 code for a protein of 1057 amino acids. NCBI's taxonomy places the organism in Eukaryota, Metazoa, Chordata, Chondrichthyes, Rajiformes, Rajidae. Gene Ontology annotation, biological process: microtubule-based movement; spindle elongation; mitotic spindle assembly. The record is from RefSeq and is a predicted model, not a curated record. The transcript has 24 exons. Gene Ontology annotation, molecular function: plus-end-directed microtubule motor activity; ATP binding; microtubule binding. Gene Ontology annotation, cellular component: mitotic spindle; spindle microtubule; nucleus.
ACGGAAGCGCGAUUUUUGAAUCUGUCGCUGAGGUUGGUCACCGCCGCCGCUGCCCCAGCGUUGUCCGUAGGUCGGGAUUACUUCGUGGGGGCGAGGAAAUCAUUUCUGCACAUUUUCUUCAAGGGGGGGGGAAGCUGAUAAUUUUCGUUUUGGUUGUUGUAAACAAAAACUAAAAUGUCAUUCCAAAACUCUUCAAAUAAAAAAGAUGAAAAGGCCAAGAAUAUCCAGGUGGUUGUGCGAUGCCGGCCUCUCAGUUUAUCUGAACGCAAAGCAAACGCCUCCAGCGUGGUUGAUUGUGAUCCAGUCAGAAAAGAAGUUGCAGUGCGUAGCUCUGUGCCGGGGAAUGAAAAAGCUGCCAAAAAAUACACCUUUGACAUGGUCUUUGGACCAGCAGCAAAGCAAAUUGAUGUCUACAAAAGCGUGGUGUAUCCCAUCCUACAUGAAGUAAUCAUGGGGUAUAACUGUACUAUUUUUGCCUAUGGACAAACUGGUACUGGGAAGACCUUUACAAUGGAAGGCGAAAGAUCACAAAAUGAAGAAUUCACUUGGGAAGAGGAUCCUUUAGCGGGUGUUAUUCCACGUACACUGCAUCAGAUUUUCGAGAGACUGGCAGCUCAAGGUGCUGAGUUCUCUGUGAAAGUUUCUUUGUUGGAAAUCUACAACGAGGAGCUCUUUGACCUUCUGAAUCCUUCGUGUGACGUUGGCGACAGGCUGCAAAUGUUUGACGAUCCUCGUAAUAAGAGAGGAGUUAUAAUUAAAGGACUUGAAGAAAUUUCUGUCCAUAAUAAAGAUGAAGUUUACCAGAUUUUGGAGAAGGGAUCAGCAAGAAGAAAGACCGCGGCAACUCUGAUGAAUGCAUACUCGAGUCGUUCACAUUCGGUCUUUUCCAUCACAAUCCAUAUGAAGGAGAUGACCCUUGAUGGGGAAGAACUAGUAAAAAUUGGCAAACUGAAUUUAGUGGAUCUUGCCGGGAGUGAAAAUAUCGGCCGUUCUGGAGCUGUGGAUAAGAGAGCUCGUGAAGCUGGCAAUAUCAAUCAGUCGCUACUUACUCUGGGAAGAGUAAUCACAGCAUUGGUGGAGAGAACCCCUCACAUACCCUACAGAGAAUCGAAGCUUACCAGGAUUCUUCAGGACUCUCUUGGGGGACGAACUAAAACUUCAAUCAUUGCCACCAUUUCCCCAGCUUCCUUGAAUCUUGAAGAAACCUUGAGCACUCUGGAUUAUGCCUAUCGUGCAAAGAACAUUUUGAAUAAACCAGAAGUUAAUCAGAAACUUACCAAGAGGGCCUUGAUUAAGGAGUAUACGGAAGAGAUUGAGAGACUGAAGCGGGAUCUCACUGCAGCACGUGAUAAAAAUGGAGUGUUCAUGUCCGUAGAAAGCUACGAAUUUAUGCAGAGUAAAGGGACUGGUCUGGAAGAUCAGAUUAGCGACUAUGUUGUAAAGAUUGCUGCUAUUGAAGAGGAGCUGAAACAGGUUAACGAACUAUUUCUGGAUGGCAAGCAGGAGCUUGAACAUUGUGUGUCUGAACUGCAGCAACGAGAGCAGGUACUUCAGGAAACUUGGCAAGAUUUGGAGUUGACCAAGGGAAAGCUGUCUGAAGAGGAAUUUGUUCGUGAUGCCCAUGCUUGCACUGAGAAAAAGCUCUACAAUACAGCCAGUGAGUUGCUGCAGGUGGUUGAAGUGAGUACAAGUGACGUGUCUGGUCUUCACUCUAAGCUUGACCGUAAAGCAACUGUUGAAAUGCACAACCUCGAAGCUCGGGACCUGUUCUUGACGCAGAUGAAUAACUUGUUCACUGAAAUACAGAUGAAAACUGAUGAAACGCGUGUUCAGCAAUGGGGAAUGCUAGAUUUCUAUGCAAAGUCAAUAGGUGACCUUGUGGGUACCAAUGCCUCCACAUUGAGUUCUGCCAUGUCGUCAGUGGCUGCUGCAUACUCAUCAAUGAAGGAUGUGAUUUCAUCGGACGUAUCACAAGCUUUUCAGGACUUGCUAAAACAAGAGAGCAUGACAGAGCAGUCGCUACAUUGUGUGCAGAAAGCUCUGGCUUACCACAAGGGAGAAAUGGAGCAGAUGUUAAAGAGCAAAUUACAGCCCAUAGUUACCAGCAUGAUAGAUCUGAACAACUGCCUCAAACUGAACUUUGAAACCUAUUCAGGCAUGGCAGAGAAGAUGGAAGCUAUGAAAAUGGAUACAAAUGCAUUCUUUGGACAACACAGCAAAAGAUUGAAUAAAUUACAAGAAAGCACUUGCAAUGCUCUGGGUGUGAUUCAAAAUGACAAUGAGAAACUGAGGCAAAAUCUACAAAAAAUACAGCAAGAACAAGCGGAGGGUAUCUCAAAUUUACAGAGUCAGCUUGGUCUGUUCUUUCAUCAAAAUCAGAAGAAUUACGAUAGUCUUCUAACUCAGAAUGGAAAUGUACAGCACUCAUUGAAUAUGCUUCAGGAAGAUGUGCACUUUCAAUCUGCAGAAGUUAUGAAGGGCGCUACAUCUCACCAAGGGAACCUUGCCACCUCUUUAGACAGUUUUGCAAAUGAAAUCAGGAAUUCAUCCAAUGAGGGGAUAAAAACUGCAGAGAAGUUAAAUGAUGAAAGCCAACAGCUCGGCUCCAGCAUGCUGGUCCUUUGCCAGGAAAGCAGCCAGUGGUGUGAAUCAACAGAGGGCACUGUUGAUGUGCUCAGUCGAGAUCAAUUAUCAUUUUAUGACCUCAACAAGAGACAGCUGCGGAACGUUGAGCAGACUGUGAAUGAGAGUCAUGACCCCCUCGUUACCAAGAUCACAGAGCAAUUGAAAGGACAGUGUGAUGCAGAGGAAUUGUCACUCUCCGCCGUACUUGAACAAGUUAAUGAUGAUAAAACCGAAGUGACGCAACACCUUAACAACCUAAAUGAGCAAGCCCGGGCAGGACUGAAUAACGUCUUCAACUUUUUAAACGAAGAACUGCGACAGGACAUUCCCACAGGUACCACGCCACAGCGGAAAAAUUAUCCAUAUCCAAGCACGCUCUCCAGAACAGAGCCACGUGAUGUCUUGGUUGUUCUGCACAAUGAACUGCAGCAGGAAUUGCGGAGUUCUCUGCCUCCUGCCGUGUGUCUCCAAGAGGAAGCCAUUCCUGAGCAGAACAAUGUGGAAGAUGAACAAAUGAGCACAAGUAGUGACAGUUUGGCCAGUGAGAAGAGUACUGAGGAUUUCUGCCACUAUGGUGGUGCACCAUUCUUCCAGUUCAAGAAAAGCCACAAAAACGACAAGGAGAAUAAAAAUACUGCCAGUUUUGACCCGUCAAAGUCAAUUGAAGACAAUUCUGUCCCGGCGGCAGUAAAAUCUAAAUUACCAUUACGGGUACAUAAUUAAUAUUGCCAAACAGCUAUAAUUUCAAUUGCAUCUUCAAUAUCUGAAUUUCUUCCGUUCCUACAGUUUUUGCUGCCUAUCUAGUUUUUGAGUGCUUCAAAAUUCUAACUUUCAAAGAUUGUCAUUCAAUCAUUGCCUCUUCCUUGUACAUUUAAUCAUUUUAAACCUUUAUUUCAAACAGUGUACUUUAGUUUCCAUUAAUUGCUUAGAUAUGUUCUCUGUCACAAUACAACUACUGCUGGGUUAUCUAACUUUUGUACACUUUUUGGUUAAUUUUGUAUCUUAACCCUGAUCUGUGUUAAGUGUAUAUAUACUUGUUUCUCAUUAGCAAAAUAAAUAAAUGUUCCAUAAUGGUUUCAAACAAUCUUCUGUGUAAAUGUAGACAAUGUGCAAUGGAACUUCAUUUUAUAGAAAGUGUAUUUUUAAAGAGACAACAAAUAAAGUAAUAUGAUCACA